UUAUUUAUGCAGCCAUUUCAUCGAGCAGUUGGUGUACGUGGGGAGAAGAGGCGAUGAUGAAGAGCAAGGCAGCGGCUUUAACCGUCGCCGAGAGAUGCAGAAGUAUUUUGGGCGCGAAUUCCCAAGCUCACCUCAACACCAUCAAAGCCGACUCCAAAGGGGGUUUGGUGAUUUGUAGCAAGAGUGAGAUUCACACUUCGAAGGUGCACUAUAUUUUCAAGAGGGGAAAGCCUUACCUCUGGGUUCAUGAAGGAGACUUGCAUAAUACGAACAUAAUCAUUGAUGAGCGAGGUUCUCUUUCUGUCAGCAAUGUCGUUCCAGGUCCACUUAUGGGUUUGCUCAAAUCUAUAAGAAAGCUGCCAGCUCGUGUUGCUUUAGCGGGUGAUGUUAUACCUCUUAAAGAUGAUAAGGUUCAGAUGGUUACAGAAAACCUGCGAGAAUCUAUACUCUCAGAGUAUGAAAAAGCCACCCAAGCCAGUUAUGCAGUUACUGCACUACUAAGCUCUGCCAGUGCUAAUUGCAGAUCAAGAUGUGAAAUCUUACAAGAAAUACUUGGGAAAAGUGAAAAUUACGCUGUUUAUAAAUUUAACAUCAGAUCAUGCACUUAUGUGGACGGCAGUGGGCACUCUCAUGAUUUGGAGUUGCAGAAUGUCGAUGCACCAAAAGCAGAACAACUAUUGUCAUUUUCUGCAAAGCUAAUUGAUGGGAUCAACCAAAGUCAAGCAAGACGCAGGGCACUGAUGCUUUUCUGUUUCGAAGAGUAUAAUGCGACUGUGAGGGAUGCUUUGAUGCUCUCUAUUGAUCGAAAAGGAUUUGAUGUCCUCGGGAAGGUUGCUCAACAAGCAACAAACAAUGACGGCCUCAGCACGAUGCAGUACACAUGGAAGGAGUUCAGGUUCAGUUUUGAAGAACAAGCAAGUGAUCUAGAAGCUUUCUGCAGUCGUCUGAUCGAAUUAGAAGAAAAAACUCUUCAAAGUGUCAAAAGCUAUAGCGGCCUUGGUUGAGGAAAAAACUCCUUUAAAAAUGAAGGCAAAGGUUGUUCAUUGUCUGUCAAAGAGACUUAGCUGCAGGAUAUAUGAUCAUGAACUUGAUAAUAUGGAGGAUCAUUUAGUGCAACAAUGCGUUUGCUUUACUGGAGAGGGUUUUGUACGAGAUUUGUACCUUUGCAAAGUAGAUUUUGUUUUUCUGUCGUUAGGAGUUUAACCGCGAGUAUCUAAAGCAUGAAUACUCCCACUUCAAAAUUUUGAAACUAUUGGACCUAUUUUAUAU
Molecule: messenger RNA, 1269 nt
Organism: Asparagus officinalis (garden asparagus)
Lineage: Eukaryota; Viridiplantae; Streptophyta; Magnoliopsida; Asparagales; Asparagaceae
Exons: 10
Coding region: 54-1004 (316 amino acids)
Source: RefSeq, a predicted model, not a curated record